Messenger RNA from Prorocentrum cordatum, 394 nucleotides. The record is from the annotation of a GenBank genome assembly. Lineage: Eukaryota; Dinophyceae; Prorocentrales; Prorocentraceae.
GCGACUUGGCGCCCGCAGAGGCGGCGCCCACGGGCCGCCGGGCGCUGACGGAGCAGGAGCGGGUCCACUUCGAGUCGCUGCUGAACUUCGCGGCGUUCAGCCACAAGGACCGGCCCCAGCGCGUCUUCCUGCCCUGCGGUGGCCAGCCGCCGCCGCCGCCGAGGCGCCCGUCGCAGGCCGCGAAGGCAGACCAGGAGGAGGAGGCGAGGGUCAACAGCGACGCGCAGACGGUGCUGAAGGGCGCCGCCAACCGCAAGAUCCAGAUGAAGUGCCCAGACAUAGCAAAGAACCUGCAUCAGCAGUUGGUGGACUCGCACGUAAAGUGCCUCGAGGCCACCUUCGCACUGAUGGUCGAGGUCUGUGUCAACGGGGGCGACCUGAAGGGAGCCAGUGA